Molecule: messenger RNA, 2357 nt
Organism: Bolinopsis microptera
Lineage: Eukaryota; Metazoa; Ctenophora; Tentaculata; Lobata; Bolinopsidae
Exons: 9
Coding region: 163-1188 (341 amino acids)
Cellular component (GO): plasma membrane
Source: RefSeq, a predicted model, not a curated record
CUAUAAAUGUAUACAAUUUAGGCAAUGUACAAGAUAUUUGACAAUCUGUCCUAGUGCCAAUUUAAGUCACCAACUCACGAUUUGAAUAAGCUCACCUUUGGAUUCCGCUGUUAUACAACACGCCUCGAAGACUGCUUACAUCUCCUGAGCCGAUGCACUAGCAUGAAGCACACUCUCCCUUUGUUUAUCCUCGUUGUAUUGCUGCUCACUCAGAUAUCGGAAGCUGAUAAAAAUCACAAACAUCAAGCGAGCAAGCAACAUGCAGCAAAAAAUAAUGGCAAACAUCACUCCCUUGGAAAACAUCAUGGGAAAUUUACUGAGAAGAAAGAUAGUUCUAGGGACGACGUAAAGCUUGUGGUUAUAAGAGAAUCCAUUGGUGCUAUUGGAUUAAUACUAUGUCUAGCAGGUUCUCGAAUUAUCAAAGUAACACUGUUCACUGGAGGGUUUAUACUGAUGUUUAUGUUCAGUUAUCUGACUCUGCCCUCCAUCGUUGAUAAUGAGACUUGUUGUGGUCCUAACGGUAACUGGAUCGCAAGGUUGGGUGUAUGUGCAGCAAUAGCUAUACUGGGUGGUCUUCUAACCCUGUUUGUUUACUACGCUGGAAUAUUCGCUAUAGGGGGAAUCUUCGGAAUGAUUUGCGCCCUGGUGGCCUUGUCUACUCCGCUAGCAGAAAAAGAAUUCUUCGAUUCAGCGAUGGGGGUCGGCCUGUUCUACGGUGCCUUCAUUAUAGUUGGCGGAUUGCUGGCGCUUCUGUUGAGCACUGUUGCUGUUGCUGCAGCCAGCAGCUUGGGCGGAUCUUAUGCAGUCUUCUGGGCGGUGGACUAUUUCGCUCAGACGAACUUCAGUGGUGGAAUUGAAGUGUUAAUCGUGCAGAUACAAGAUCACAUCCGAGAUGAGUUUGGCAUGGGAACUGCGCACGGGCAUCAUCCUAACUUCUUCAGAAUCUACACUCUAUAUGACAUUGUGAUAUUUUCAUUCUUUGUGAUAUUAGCAAUCAUGGGCUUCACUCUACAAAUCUAUCUGGCUAGCUCAGAUGCCAAGCUCAAAAAGAUCAAAGAAACCGGGUGUAAGGAAAAUCACUGUCGCUGCAAUCACAAGAGUUCUGACUAUUUAUUAGAUUACUUGAAAAGUAUCCACAGCUCUAGGGACUCCCUCGCAUCAAAAGACCCCUACCUAAAGCAUCCCUAAGCUUGCUCAUCAUUGAACUAUUACAUUCCCAAACUGAUUACCGUCGAAAAUGACAUUCGAACCCAGUGUUGGUUGUACACGUCAUGUUUGUGAAGAUAGUUCAUUAUUAUUAGUUAACUGAAUUGUUCAUUCAAUAGAUGAUAAGAUGGUUAUAUAAUUGUAUGAUUAUGUAAUUGUAUGAUUGUGUAAUUGUAUGAUUAUCUUGUAGCCUGCUGACUGAAAUUUGCGACUUUGUAUUUGAAACCGUCUGCUGUACUGUGAUAUUACCGUUUAUUUGUUACUUUGCUGAUUAUUUUACCUCGUUUAUUUGAUCUUGUUUAUUAUUCACCGAAGUAAAAUGGACUUGUUAUAAAAUGUAGAAGGCAACGUUGAAUUUGAUCCUCGAGACCUAUUUUUAUGUAUUUGAUUAAAAUUUAAACAUUUUUCGUAUAUAAUUAAUCAUUUUUAAGCAAUUCACCUCCUCAUGUUUGCUGUGCCUUAAUCACGUUUAUAUUAUAAAAAUAGAGCUUAUUUUGUAAUUAAAUGUUUCGUUCAAGUUUGAGUUGCAAUUACACCCUUGCAAGUAAAAAACUGACACCUGAUGGCAUGCUUUGAGAAAGCACGCGUACAAGCGGUAAAAUGUUUUGAGGAAAACUUUAAUUUAAUUGCCGUUAUAAACCGCCGAUUUUCUUUGAUAUUUUCAUUGUACGGUGAUUGCUGUUAAACUUGCUGACAAUGUCUGUAAACAUAUGGGAUCAGGACUUUGUGUGUGACAACUUGGUACGUGACAACAUAUUUUUACUGAUUACUGAUUAGUCAUAAAGAGUAAACGCAUCAACAAACACCUGUGUUAUUUAAUUGGGAAUCCUUUGCGAGGUUGUGCGAGCAUUAGUGUAGAACCAGCUACCACUAGCUUUAUUGGAAGCAGCGCUUUUAAAGUCAGGAUUCAGCGAAGCUAACAAAUGCUCCUCAGACUAUUGAUAGAGUUAGAAUGUAGUGAGGGGAGGAGGGGGCUACUUUUGUCAAAGUAACCCCGUACCCCCACAGACAUCAAAAGUUUAGAAGAUGAUGUUUUGGUGAUUUUAUUGUCAUUGAGCUUCUCGCUUUUUGCAAUGCUGCGAUCAAAUUGAAUGUUAUCUCAAAUUCGUGAGUCACAUUUUCUAAUUAUUUUACAAUUUGAUCAAUCAUAA